UCCAGUAAUGGGAAACUACCCCCAACAAGUGACAAGCAACUGAAUCUUGCACCAGCUGGCCCAAAGGAGGGCAAAUAUACAGAACACGUCCAACUUUACAUCCGGGACCCAAGGACAGGGUGAUCUGCCUAGCAAAGACUCGGAGAUGGAGGAUGACAAAGGCCGCCAGCGCAUCUGCGUGACCGGGGAUUUGGAAGUCCCGUACUCAUCAUAAGGUCAUAAGGUCAUGUGGUAUAUUCCUUUGGCUACUCUUCUUAAUUUAACCCAAAGUAUAAUUUGUAAUUCCUGCUGUCUAUCAAGUAACCCAAUACAAGUGUAAAUUUUAUUUGAUACAUGUAAUGGUUUCUGAUCCUAACUCUACUUUCCUGUUACAGCAGUCUUAUUGCUUGAGAGAAUUAAUAUCAGUUCAAAAGAAUUUAACGUGUUCCUGAUCUUGUUGUGUCUUGGAAAAUCUAAUGGCACAAAGUGAGAGCACUGCUACAUCAAUUGGUGAGCAAACUGAUGACUUAGUUCCUCCUACAAGAGAUGUUUUGGUUGAUGGGAUCAUGGGUAUGUUGAAGCCCUGUCUUGAUCAGCUUGAUGAUCGGGUUCGUCAAACCAGAACAAGUCAAAGUGAUUUACAGCUGCAGUUGGAGGGACUACAGCAGCAGCUGACUGCAGUGCAGCAUCAAACGCAGUGUCCGCUUCAGCUUGAUCUAUACAUAAAGAAGCUACAGAAUGCCAAGAGAAGAGUUGUUGUUGUCAACAAUAUCUUACAAACAACCCAAGAACGUCUAAAUAAACUUCAUGUUCAAGUCACCAAGGAGACAAGUCGGCGUAGAGCUCUCCUAGACCCAACUGUGUCAAGUCCUUCUAAUUCCUUCCUGGCAUCAGCUGAUGCAAGAAAUUCUGCACUGACUUGAUCUUCACACACCACCAUGAUCACUCUGGCAGCUCACGAAGCCAUUACUUCUGUUAUUGACUUGAACAAAUCCUAGUCACUUUGUAUCUAUGUGCUAUUGUUUGCAAGUUGUGGCAGUGUUUGUAAGCAUUUAAAACGAAAAUAAUUUAAUGAAUAAAUAGUAAUAUGUUCUUAGA
Molecule: messenger RNA, 1077 nt
Organism: Hyalella azteca
Lineage: Eukaryota; Metazoa; Arthropoda; Malacostraca; Amphipoda; Hyalellidae
Gene: Snapin
Product: SNARE-associated protein Snapin-like
Exons: 3
Coding region: 456-902 (148 amino acids)
Biological process (GO): lysosome localization; synaptic vesicle exocytosis; lysosome organization
Cellular component (GO): synaptic vesicle; BLOC-1 complex; BORC complex
Molecular function (GO): SNARE binding
Source: RefSeq, a predicted model, not a curated record